Messenger RNA from Blepharisma stoltei, 878 nucleotides. Lineage: Eukaryota; Ciliophora; Heterotrichea; Heterotrichida; Blepharismidae. The record is from the annotation of a GenBank genome assembly.
AUGAGGCCUGAUGCAUAUCAAGCAUCAAUUUCUGCAAAAGUAUUUUAUAUAGUCCUCCACUUAGCAGUUAUUUUUAUUUUUUGAGAAUUUCCUAGCGAUUUGAGUGUUUCAUGUGGCAAUUUUGAAUUUUCAUGCAUAUUUUUUACUGUCUUGAAAAUCACAGCAACUUUUUUAUAUUCUACAAUAGGUUUAUUAUCAAUUAAAAAUUUCUAUCUAUUAUAUAAAAAAGUGAAUAUAAAUGAUCACUUAAAACAGGAUAUUUCAUAUGCGGAUUAAAGCCUGGGUUUAUCAGAACGACUCCGAUGAAACAAGAAAUAGAGCUUUUAAGCGAAGAAGACUGGCAGCCUCCUCCAAAAAAUUACUGUGAGGACUGCAAAAUACUGAAGCCUUAUAGGACUAGGCAUUGCUAUAAAUGUGAAGAAUGCAUUGCAAAAUUUGACCAUCAUUGCUUUUGGAUUGGUGCAUGUGUAGGUGAAAUGAACCAUUUUAGGUUUGCCUUAUAUCUUAUAAUAGAAAGUAUCUGCUUUUUAUGAGCUGCUUAUAAUUGCUUAAGUGGAAUUUCAGACAAUGCAUGGGGAUUUUGGCUGUAUUUGUUGUCGUUUUUUCUAUGUGCUGGAUUUGGAAUGCUAGUGACUGGGCUAGGAUUAUUUCACAUUCGUCUGAUUUCGCAAGGACUCACAACUUGGGAAGUAAUGAGAAAGUAUAAAAUUGACUAUCUAAAACCUUAUCCCCAAAAUUUCAAUCCAUUUGAUGAAGGAUUUAUUAACAACUGGAGAUCUACAAUAUGUGACAGAGAGCUUAAAGAAUGAACUCCUCCAAGACCAAGGCCGUUUUAUCCUUUUAAUUGGUGUGAAAAUGAGUACUGGAGUUGUUGCUAA